AUGGUAAACCUAAACUCUAAAAUCCCAAAUCGUUUUUCCUCAGUUCCUCACUUCCUCAACUCUGCGACGCCGCCUCUCUGGCUCUCUCCCUCACAAUCUUUCUCACCUCUGCGGCUCUGCCUCUCAGCUCUCAGCUCUCACAAUCGGUCUCUUGCGUCUCUGUCCCAGCUUGCUUGGCCAAAACGACGACGUCGUGUUCAGCUUCGCCACGACCUUCUCCAGCAGCAUCCCGCUGAUUUCCGGCGCCGGUUAAUCCCCAUACUCAUCAAGUCAAGUUGUGUGAUUUUGGAAGUGCAAAAGUUCUGGUUUUAUCAGAGGUGUUUCCAACUUCCAAGUCCUUUCUUUACCCUCUGUUUUGGCCUUUGUAGCCUCUCUUCCCAGGUGAGAGUGGAGUUGAUCAGCUUGUUGAGAUUAUUAAGGUACUCGGCACCCCAACUCGUGAGGAAAUCAAAUGCAUGAACCCGAAUUAUACAGAAUUCAAAUUUCCACAAAUCAAUUGGAAUCGGAAACCCGAAAACGGGCAUGUUUUGUCACGGUCCGGGUUUAUCCCGGUCCCUGUUAUUUGCAACAACGGUCCCGGCCCGAAUUAAGAAUGCCGGUCCCGGUUCCGGUCCCGGUUCCUGUAAAACAAUUACCGGUCCGGGUUUAGGCCGGUCCCCAUUCUCUGCAUCUGCAAGUCCGGUCCGGGUUUAGCUUUGCCGGUUCCGGUCCCGGUCCCUGUAAAAGCAGUGCCGGUCUGGGACCGUGCCCAGCCCUAGGCUCUACUGCAUUUGAGGUGCUACGACAGCACCCAAUCACAAUCCAAUCCAAUCGGCCAAUAUUUCAAUUCUUUCUAUUCGGUAAAAUGCAUAGCAGUAUUAUAAUAAUUGUCCUAGGCAACAACACUUAAUUGAUAACAAUAUGCUUUAUAUAUAAAAAUCAACUGUUGAAUACAAA
Rosa rugosa (rugosa rose) is the source of this 936-nucleotide messenger RNA. RefSeq lists its product as uncharacterized. The coding region runs from base 1 to 459 and encodes 152 amino acids. NCBI's taxonomy places the organism in Eukaryota, Viridiplantae, Streptophyta, Magnoliopsida, Rosales, Rosaceae. The record is from RefSeq and is a predicted model, not a curated record. The transcript has 6 exons.